AUGGAACUCUUCCUUCUUCCAUAUCACCAACUCUGCUCCACAGGCCUCCCUUCCCAGAACCCAUUACAAGCAAGAGACUCCUCAAGAGGAACUCACAUGUCUUACCAUGUCAAUGCUCAUUGCCCUCCUCAGAUGAUGCUGCAAAACCAACCUACCACUGCUGGCUUGUAUGUGUGUGACGUGGCUGAAGCUGUUAGCACAAGUAGGAGAGCUCUAAGAGGAGCGAAAAUACCCGAGAGUGAAUUUACAACCCUUCCCAAUGGUCUGAAGUACUAUGACUUGAAGGUUGGGAGUGGAGCUGAGGCAGUGACAGGAUCCCGGGUUCAUUAUGUUGCGAAGUGGAAGGGUAUCACUUUUAUGACAAGUAGACAAGGACUUGGUGUUGGAGGAGGAACGCCAUAUGGAUUUGACGUUGGCCAAUCUGAGAGGGGAUCAGUCCUUAAAGGGUUAGAUCUUGGUGUAAAAGGCAUGAAGGUUGGAGGCCAGAGACUGCUAAUAGUUCCUCCCGAGCUAGCGUAUGGAAGCAAAGGAGUCCAGGAAAUCCCUCCAAAUGCAACCAUAGAGUUGGAUGUUGAAUUACUGGCCAUAAAGCAAAGCCCAUUUGGGUCUCCUGUAAAAAUUGUUGAAGGUUAA
Prunus armeniaca (apricot) is the source of this 633-nucleotide messenger RNA. Lineage: Eukaryota; Viridiplantae; Streptophyta; Magnoliopsida; Rosales; Rosaceae. The record is from the annotation of a GenBank genome assembly.